UGGAUGAGGGAGGUGAUAAGCGAGGAAGGGUUGAGGUAGUCGUCUAUGGUGGACGGGUGCAGGUGAUGGAGGUGGAAGAAGGGUCGGGGGUGGUCGGCCAUGGUGGACGGGUGUGGGUGAUGGAAGAGGGGGAAGGGUUGGAGGUGGUCGACUAUGGUGAACGAGUGCGGGUGAUGGAGGAGGAAGAAGGGUUAGCGGUGGUUGGCUAUGGCGGACCGGUGUGGGUGAUGGAGGAGGAUGAAGGGUUGGAGGUGGUUGGCUAUGGUGGACGGUUGCGGGUGAUGGAGGAGGAAGAAGGGUUGGAGGUGGUUGGCUAUGGUGGACGGCUGUGGGUGAUGGAGGAGGAAGGGGGGUUGGAGGUGGUCGGCUACGGUGGACGAGCGUGGGUGAUGGAGGAGGAUGAAGGGUUGGAGGCGGUCGGCUAUGGUGGACGGGCAUGGGUGAUGGAGGAGGAUGAAGGCUUGGAGGUGGUUGGCUAUGGUGGACGGUUGUGGGUGAUGGAGGAGGAAAAAGGGUUGGAGGUGGUUGGCUAUGGUGGACGGGUGUGGGUGAUGGACGAGGAAGCAGGGUUGGAGGUGGUCUGCUAUGGUGGACGGGGGUGGGUGAUGGAGGAGGAUGAAUGGUUGGAGGUAGUCGGCUAUGGUGGACGGGCGUGGGUGAUGGAGGAGGAUGAAGGGUUGGAGGUGGUUGGCUAUGGUGGACGGGUGCGGGUGAUGGAUGAAGAAGGAGGGUUGGAGGUGGUCGGCUAUGGCGGACGGGUGUAGGUGAUGGAGGAGGAUGAAGGGUUGGAGGUGGUUGGCUAUGGUGGACGGGUGUGGGUGAUGGAGGAGGAAGAA
Molecule: messenger RNA, 836 nt
Organism: Chara braunii
Lineage: Eukaryota; Viridiplantae; Streptophyta; Charophyceae; Charales; Characeae
Source: the annotation of a GenBank genome assembly